UUUCCUUAUAUUAUAUGAAUAAAGAUCAAGCCGAUUUGGUUACGUGUACAUCCAGGAAUUGGAUUCAAACAACAUUUAUAAUAAUAUUCCAAGGGAAACUCCUCCUCUGCAGUCAAUAGCCAUCUUUUCUAUAUGUCUUUCUCUUGGAAAAUUCUAACGAACACAAAAGAAGCCCAAUUUGUCAUUCUUCGUCAAACCCCAAGACAUAUACAGCUUUCUCUGUUUAUUAACUAGUUAUUACCUUUGCAGAACGGAGUUUUGGCAUCUCUUUCAUUUCUAUGACACUCUUAUUUGAUAAUUUUUCUUCCAAAAAAUCUCGAAUUUUCCAUGAAAGCGUUUCAUUUAUGGAUUCAUCAUCAUCGUCAUCAUUAUCAUCUAUGUUGUUACCAUCCAUCCUAAAACAACUCAUCACCAUCCUCUUCAUCUUCUCUGCAAUUCUGUCAUCAAUAUCUCACUGCAGCAGCAGCGAAGAAGAAGAAGGAUCUUAUAUCGAUUGCGGUCGUACCUACGAGUGUGGUGACCUCAAAAACAUUUCCUACCCUUUAUGGGGAGCUGAUGUCAGACCCCGAUCCUGCGGCCGGGAAGGCUUCGAGGUUGAGUGCCGAAACAACAAACAACCGCUUAUACGAAUAAAUGGUCAAGAGUUUCGAAUUCUGAACAUCAGCAAAACAGGUAACGGAGUGAAAAUUGCAAGAAAUGAUCUCCUCGAAUCUGAUGGUCUCUGCAACGAAAAUGCUGUUGCCAUCACUUUGAAUUACUCGCUGUUCGAUUAUGCUUCAACCGUUCGAAACCUGACAUUAAUCUACAGCUGUCAACAAGGUUCAACUCUUGUGGGAUCACUAAAAAACUUUACGUGUGAUGCGAACGGGCAGACCGUUUACUAUACCACAGAAGAACGGUAUCUCAGCAAACCUGAAGCUCCAAUCAUCCAGAGAAAUUGUAACCUUGUCCAAGUUCCGGUUUUACGGGCUUCCAUUGAUGAGAACCCUGAUCCCAUUGGAAGAGAAGAAGUAGAGCAAGUUGUGAGACAGGGGUUUGAAGUAGAUUACAGCCAGGAAUUAACUUUUAAGUGUAACCAAUGUGAGAGGUCACAUGGGAGAUGCGGAUCUAAUGCCACUGAUGGAUUCCUCUGCUAUUGCCGUAACAAUAAGCCCCAUGACAUAGCGUGUCACCCUAAAGAGGGAAUAAAUUGGCAAGUCAAGAUUAUCAUAGGUGUUGUAGCUGGUCUUAUUGGUGUACUUAUUAUGUGUAUGGUCUUCUUUAUCUAUUUACGCCACAUCAGAAAGCGAAACGCUCCCAUAUAUGUGAAAUCUCGUGACAUCUCUUCUGACACCUUCUCAUCGGUGAAGGAUGUUGAGAACAGAAGCACCUAUCACGGUGUUCAUAUUUUUGACUAUGAUGAACUUCUAAAAGCCACUGACAAUUUUGACUCAUCCAAAGAACUUGGAGAUGGAGGUUUUGGCACAGUUUAUUUUGGUAAACUCUGCGAUGGGCGAACUGUUGCAGUCAAGCGUCUGUAUGAAAACAAUUUCAGGAGAGUUGAGCAGUUCAUGAAUGAAGUUGCGAUCUUAGCACGCCUGCGUCAUCAAAAUCUUGUCUCACUCUAUGGCUGCACUUCCCGCCAUAGCCGUGAACUCCUUCUGGUAUAUGAGUACGUUCCCAAUGGAACUGUUGCUGAUCACCUUCAUGGUGAACGAGCAAAACCCAAGGGAUUGCCAUGGUCUACUCGAAUGAACAUUGCAAUAGAAACUGCAUCUGCAUUGACAUAUCUCCAUGCCUCUGAGAUCGUCCACCGUGAUGUCAAGACCAACAAUAUUCUACUGGACAAAAAUUUCUCUGUCAAAGUAGCAGAUUUUGGAUUGUCUCGUCUAUUUCCAUCAGAUGUCACCCAUGUCUCAACUGCUCCACAAGGAACUCCAGGUUAUGUGGAUCCAGACUAUCACCAAUGCUACCAGCUGACCAGUAAGAGUGAUGUCUUUAGCUUUGGGGUGGUUCUGAUGGAACUAGUAUCAUCACUGCCCGCUGUUGAUAUCACUAGGCAUCGACACGAGAUUAAUCUAUCUACCAUGGCAAUCAACAAAAUUCAAAACCAUGCACUGCAUGAGCUGGUAGACCCUUAUCUUGGGUUUGAGUCAGACUUAAGGAUAAGGAAGAUGAUAACUGCUGUGGCAGAGUUAGCAUUUCAGUGUUUACAAGGUGAGAAGGAUAUUAGACCAUCGAUGCCAGAUGUAAUGGAAGAAUUAAAGAGAAUACAAAGUAAAGAUUACAAGGAAGAAGAGGCAGAGGAUAAGAUCACUUCAGCUGAUGAGGCUGUGUUACUUAAGAGUGGUCCACUGACACUUUCACCAGAUUCUGUGAAUUCAAAUUGGCUUAGCUGGGCAACAACACCAAACGAAAGCGGUUAAGUUUUCCUUCUCGUUUUUUAUAAUUUUCAAGAACAUAAUCAGAGAGAGUGCUAUGCAAGUAUUAACUACCAUAUGACAAAAAGUGGAUCAUCUCCUAAAAAUUUGUUAUCUGGAAUCAGAUGUACAUAGUUGUGUAAGAGCUGACAUGAAUAUAUAGUAGAGUUCAUGUACAAGUUGAGUAGAAGUUUUUCCUAUAUUGAAUUUUUUUUUUCUUAACUAGUAAAUUAAGUGUAACUAUAUAUAUAUAUAUGAUUGUUUUCUUAACAUU
Molecule: messenger RNA, 2673 nt
Organism: Ziziphus jujuba (common jujube)
Lineage: Eukaryota; Viridiplantae; Streptophyta; Magnoliopsida; Rosales; Rhamnaceae
Product: LEAF RUST 10 DISEASE-RESISTANCE LOCUS RECEPTOR-LIKE PROTEIN KINASE-like 1.2
Exons: 4
Coding region: 279-2405 (708 amino acids)
Biological process (GO): protein phosphorylation
Molecular function (GO): protein kinase activity; polysaccharide binding; ATP binding
Source: RefSeq, a predicted model, not a curated record